This is a messenger RNA of Pseudomassariella vexata, 1401 nucleotides long. RefSeq lists its product as uncharacterized. The record is from RefSeq and is a predicted model, not a curated record. Bases 214 to 1401 code for a protein of 395 amino acids. Gene Ontology annotation, biological process: protein ubiquitination. The transcript has a single exon. NCBI's taxonomy places the organism in Eukaryota, Fungi, Ascomycota, Sordariomycetes, Amphisphaeriales, Pseudomassariaceae. Gene Ontology annotation, molecular function: ubiquitin protein ligase activity.
AUCCAAAUUUGAUGACACUUCCGCUGAAAUUCAGAAACGACAACCAGAGAUCAUAAGCUCCUUCGGCAACUGUCGAUCAACGAGACGACUGGAGCUGGUAUUUACGACACGUGGAUCGUAGCUCGAGUUCCGGAGGAGAAAAUCCACAACUGGUCAUAUCCCUUUUUCUUGUAUUUUCCCCCUCCAACAAAUCCUCCCACGCCCAUUGACAAAAUGGCUGUGCGCCAAGUCAUGGACAACUUCCUUCCUAACGUCCUCGAAUUUUUCAACGCAGAUGGCGAUCUCCGAGGGAACACCCAGCUGAAAAUCGAGUGCCAAAUAUGCAACUCGGGGUUGGCCAUCAUGGAACCGCCCACGACAGCGGAGGAGAACGAGUUGUUGGACCAGGAGAAUCAGAAAGAGAUAUGGACAAGUCUUCCAUGCGGACACAUGUUUGGCCACAAAUGUCUGGACACUUGGCUCAACCGCAGCGGCCGCAGCGAUCCGACCUGUCCCGUCUGCCGCAAGUCAUUAACCCACAGACGGUGCGGUCAUAGGGUGGAACUAAAAGAAAUGCAGCUAGAGGACGGCUUCAACAUUAGAGUUGACGCAGGGAGAGUUCUGGGUCCUGAUGAAGACCUUCCACCAAAGUGUAAGGCAUGCCAAACUCGUACUUCACAGUCUUCUGGUUGGGAUUCAUUUUCGGAACAACGACAUUCAUCCCCGCAGAGCCGACCACAACACCAACCCGACCCUGUGUUCGAGGGCGAGCUUUCCCCAAUACACUCUGAUGAUGAUGAAGAUCAAGAAUCUGACGACGAUGACGGAGAAACAGAGAGACGAGUGCUAUAUCUGACCCCCUCACAGACGCUGGAACGCUUCGACUCGGAUGCCAACUUCCGGAAUCAAGUCUGUCAAAGGUAUGGAUUAACGCCUGAACAGUUCAGGACCACAUGGACGGAUUCACAUGACGAAAGGAACGGCUUCGUGCAGGGGAGUGCUAGCGGAAGCCCGGAUAUGGACGUUGCGGACCCAUCAGCCAUGUCCCAUGGGUCGAUGACGCCAUCGCCGUCGUCGAGUAAUUCGUGGCGUGCGUCCUAUACUCUAGCGACAAUGUACGGCAAUGGCUCACAUAGCUCGUAUGGUCCGACACAAGGCAAUUCUCCAUGUGGCCCGGUUUGUCAGAUACACGGCAGUCAGACAUAUGACAACCCGAACUCCUACCCUUCGUCGCUCACCGGCAGUUAUAUGCCUUUCAUGAUUGGAUCGCAACCGCCGAUGGCGGCGAACUAUGGAGGUCCAUACAUAACUGUGCCUGAACAGACACAACGGUGGCCGGCUGGCUAUCCUUUGAGCACCCAGAGUCAGAGCCAGGGUGGUCACUCUUCGGGUCACCACUACCUGCACCAUUACCACCAUUGA